Molecule: messenger RNA, 934 nt
Organism: Juglans regia (Persian walnut)
Lineage: Eukaryota; Viridiplantae; Streptophyta; Magnoliopsida; Fagales; Juglandaceae
Product: classical arabinogalactan protein 9-like
Exons: 2
Coding region: 93-764 (223 amino acids)
Cellular component (GO): plasma membrane
Source: RefSeq, a predicted model, not a curated record
GUUACAACUUUAUAAAACUUUAUACUCGCUCUUACACUGCAGUACUACUGCCAGCACUGCAUCUGCACGCAGUAAAGCAGGGAGUGGUAAGCAUGAUCAGAGAACUGAUGAGUCGGAAGGCAAUUCUCUUCUUUGGUUUCGCGUGCAUUGUGAUCGCCGGCGUUAGCGGCCAAUCUCCGGCUACGCCUCCCAGCUCGACUCCCGCCCCACCGACGCAGACUAGUCCUCCCGCAGUUACUCCACCACCCACCACGACCACCACACCACCUCCGGCUGUCACCACACCUCCGCCGUCAAGUCCACCUCCGGUCAGCACUCCCCCUCCAGCUUCACCUCCCCCGGUAAGCUCUCCUCCUCCGGUGACUCCUCCCCCAGCCAGUCCACCUCCAGCAUCUCCUCCCCCGGCCAGUCCACCUCCAGCAUCUCCCCCUCCGGCAUCUCCUCCACCGGCAACCCCUCCUCCAGCCCCUGCAACUCCUCCACCCCCAGCAACCCCUCCACCAGCUCCAUUCGCAGCUCCCCCUAUGGUUCCCACCACGGCUCCGGCUCCCGCACCGAGCAAGGACAAGGUGAAAGCUCCUGCUCUUUCUCCCUUGGCACCGAGUCUGUCCGUUCCGCCCACGGGAGCUCCAGGGCCCAGCAAGGCAGCUAGCUCUCCCGCACCAGCCCAGGUCAACGGCAGUGGAAUUGAGAAGAUAUCAUCCGUUCAGAAGGUGGUAGGAAGUUUGAUCUUUGGGUGGGUUCUCCUCUGGUCGGUGCUUUAGAUCGAUCCAUCUCUCAGGCUGCUCUGCUUUAUUUCCGCAUUAUCGAUCUCUUUCGCCUCUCUCUCUCUCUCUCUAUAUAUAAAUAUAUAUAUAUAUAUAUAUAUAUUUACCGGCCAUAUAUCAUUGUAGCCUCACCAGAUUAUGGAACUUGGUACUUGUAUUUGGGACUA